Scutellospora calospora is the source of this 377-nucleotide messenger RNA. The record is from the annotation of a GenBank genome assembly. Lineage: Eukaryota; Fungi; Glomeromycota; Glomeromycetes; Diversisporales; Gigasporaceae.
AUGUCUUUUACGAAUUCAUCAAAGAAUUUCAAUUUUAAUAUUAAUACUUUGAAACUUACGCCUGAAAAGUUAGCAGAGUGGUCCAAACGACGUGCACCAAAUACAUUGCCCUUAUCACAGGCUUUUCGUAAAGAAUCUUCUCAACCCCCUCAACCUAAUCAGAGACAACAACCGUCCGUAGAAUUUCAUUCUCAACCCCCUCCACCUGAUCAGAGUCAACAACCAUCCGUAGAAUUUCCUUCGCAACUCCAAUCAUCUGAUCAGAGACAACAAUCGAUGGUGGUAGUUGUGAAGGAAAGUCUUCGGACGGAUCAGAGACAACAAUCGUCCGAAGAUUUUUCUUCACAACUACCACCAUCGGAUCAGAGACAAGAACC